Exophiala viscosa is the source of this 1311-nucleotide messenger RNA. RefSeq lists its product as uncharacterized. Bases 109 to 1311 code for a protein of 400 amino acids. The record is from RefSeq and is a predicted model, not a curated record. The transcript has 4 exons. Lineage: Eukaryota; Fungi; Ascomycota; Eurotiomycetes; Chaetothyriales; Herpotrichiellaceae.
GUCGCCUCAGGUCAGGCGUCCAGCUUUCGUUGUUGCCAUCGAUCGAGGUCGGAUUUUCUUUUCUGAUCUGUGCGAUCCUGUUUGGUUGCGUCACUUUGCGAUGCGGCCAUGGCUAGAAUAACACCCUUACGCAUACUGUUGCUGUCACCGUUAUUCUAUUUGGGUCUAAUACUGCUGUGGGUCGGUUUACCUUCACCUAACGCUUCAUGGAGCGAUGAGGCAUCUGGACAUUUAUGGCGAGGAGGUAGUGUGACGCGUGUUUAUGAUAUCGAUGACUUCUUCUCCUGGAAUGACCCGCUUCCUUCUGUUCACGACGCGAGAGGUACGGGCCGUCGCUCUUUCGCUGUUGAGUACAGCUACGCCCGUGGGACGAGCCAAUUCUUUGUCGGCAGUGGGCGCAGUGCGCACUCAUUCAACUUGACUGCCUUGUUGUCCUCAUCAUCUUCUGUAUCGAUCUUGGAAGUGUUCACCGUGCGUUGCAAGACUGGGGACGAGGAUGGGAUAGAUCUGCCCUGGUUCACGCAGGCUGAUGCUACGCUGCUUUUUUGGGAGAUUCAUCGUAACGUUGCGUAUGUGCCGCUGCGAUUGAGGGUGGUGCAACACGACGAAAAGAGGGCGGUGGAAGUGCUUGCUCAGUCUUCUGUUUUGGAGGCGAAUCAUGAUAGUCCUGAUGUGGUGCCGCUCUUGACACUCACUUUCGAUGCUGCCGUCAGUCAGCAGAAUGGCCAGGACCAGAUCGCGUUCCAUGCACACUUCCCAAAAGAUCCACGCAACUCUUCGCCAUCGAGAACUUUUGAUGUUCGCCGCGCAAUUAGCGCCAUACUGGUUCCGACAUGGUUCUUUAUCGAGGCUGUUAUGAAUGUCAUCGGUGCGCCCAUCUUCUUCAUCGUCCAAAUCAUUCUGUUCGCACUUACGUUAUUGGGAUGCUACGUUGUGCUGGUCUUGUUGGAACCGAAGCUGACUGCUAGGCCUGGUGAAGCGCAAAAGGACUCUGGCGACGAUGGCAGUGGGGAUGAGGGUGAAGAUUCUGACCGUGGACAACAAGGUCCGCAGCCAUUGACGAGCGUGUGGGCUUUUUUCCGGAGUCCAUCGCCGCUUGACGAUCUCUUCGUCACCUUUGAGAUUACGAGGGGUCUUUUGCAGCCGUUGAGCUUGACGCGCAGACAAGAACGAGUUGGAGAUGAAGAGUCUCGUUUAGAGCAUGGCUCCUCCACCGGAAUUGAGGGACGGGAUGGUGGGAAAGAGAUAUCUACGACUACGAGGACGGGUUCAGCUGACAAUGGUGAGAAGAGCUCAGGGACGUCGUUAUAA